Messenger RNA from Tripterygium wilfordii, 2391 nucleotides. RefSeq names its product subtilisin-like protease SBT3. Gene Ontology annotation, molecular function: serine-type endopeptidase activity. The record is from RefSeq and is a predicted model, not a curated record. Lineage: Eukaryota; Viridiplantae; Streptophyta; Magnoliopsida; Celastrales; Celastraceae. The coding region runs from base 11 to 2293 and encodes 760 amino acids. The transcript has a single exon. Gene Ontology annotation, biological process: proteolysis.
CUUAUCCAUAAUGGCUUCUCACAAUGUUCCAUUAUAUUUUUUGUGUUUUGCCUUGCUCGCAAUCUCACAAUCCACAUUAGCACUUUCAGAAAACUAUAUCAUCCACAUGGACUCAUCAGCCAUGCCCAAGACCUUUUCUGAUAAGCACAGUUGGUAUCUGUCCACUCUUGCCACCAUCUCUGAAACCACCACCACCGACGAAAGCCCUUCUUCGUCUAAACACAUCUAUACUUACACUCAUGUUAUGAAUGGUUUUAGUGCAAGUCUCACACCUUCCCAACUUGAGGCAUUGAAAGGUACUCCUGGCUACAUUUUGGCAAUCAAGGAUUUACCUGUCAAAAAGGAUACAACUCAUACAAAUGAAUUCCUUGGCCUGAAUCCCAAAUUUGGGGCAUGGCCAGCUUCAAAAUAUGGUCGCGAUAUCAUUAUUGGGGUUGUGGACACUGGGGUUUGGCCCGAAAGUAAAAGCUAUAAUGAUGAAGGGAUGAGCGAAAUCCCAGUAAGAUGGAAAGGUACAUGUGAAAGUGAUCCCCAAUUCGACUCCUCAAUGUGCAACAAGAAGCUUAUUGGAGCUCAUUACUUCAACAAAGGCCUAAUUGCGCAGCUACCGAAAAAUGUGACCAUAUCUAUGAACUCUACACGUGACAGUGAGGGACAUGGUACCCACACCUCCUCCACCGCAGCAGGAAACUAUGUGAAGGACGCUUCAUAUUACAACUACGCACCGGGAACAGCUGUUGGUGUUGCUCCUCGUGCACAUGUGGCCAUGUACAAGGCUCUAUGGGAAUACGGAUCCUUUACAUCUGAUGUAAUUGCUGCAAUUGAUCAAGCAAUUAGUGACGGCGUAGAUGUGUUGUCCAUGUCAUUUGGACGUGAUGGGGUUCCAUUGUAUGAUGAUGCCAUAGCCUUGGCCACAUUUGCAGCAAUAGAAAAAGGUAUAUUUGUGUCUACCUCUGCAGGAAAUGAAGGACCUUAUAUCGCGACACUCCACAAUGGCAUACCUUGGGUUUUAACUGUUGCUGCUGGUACAAUUGAUCGUGAAUUCAGAGGAGUUUUGGGUCUUGGAAAUGGAUUGAAAGUGUUAGGCUCUGCUCUCCAUACAGGGGAUUAUAAAUCAACCCAAAAUCCUUUGGUAUUCAUGGAUGAAUGUAAGGACUCUAUUGAGUUGAACAAAACAGGGGACAAGUUCGUCGUGUGUGAAGACAAGAACGAGACUCUAUAUGACCAAAUCCAUAACGUAAGGAAAGCCAAUGUCACAGGAGGUAUUUUCCUAUCCAAUUCUACAGACGUGAAAUUCUUUAUCAAAACCUCAUUUCCUGCCAUAUUCAUGAGACUGGAAGACGGAGAAACAAUCAAAGACUACAUCAAGACAAACAAAGAACCAAAAGCGAGCUUGGAAUUUGGAAUUACAAAUCUUGGUACAAAACCACAACCAAGUGUUACUGACUAUAGCUCCAGAGGACCAUCCCAAAGCUGCCCGUUUGUGCUAAAGCCUGAUAUCAUGGCUCCUGGUGACAUGGUCUUGGCUGCAUGGCCCUCGAACAUUCCAGUAAGCAUUGGCAUGUCAAAACGUUAUUUCAAUAAUUUCAAUAUACUCUCAGGUACAUCAAUGGCAUGUCCUCACGCAGCAGGAGUUGGGGCGCUUUUGAAGUCAGUGCACCCGGAAUGGAGCCCCGCCGCCAUCCGGUCUGCCAUGAUGACCACUGCUGAUGUUACGGAUAAUACGCAGAGGCCAAUCGCCGACUCUGGUGACGAUUUCAAGACAGCAUCUCCGAUUGCCAUGGGAGCUGGUCAAGUCAAUCCAAAUAAAGCACUAGAUCCCGGACUCAUAUAUGAUGUGGGAGUGAAUGAUUAUGUAAAUCUUCUUUGCGGAAUGGGAUUCACAGCCAAGCAAAUCCGAGCCAUCACAAGGUCAUCUGCAACCAAUUGCUCUGCUCCAUCACUGGACCUUAACUACCCUUCAUUCAUUGCAUUUUUUAAUGUGAACGACACCAAAUCAGACACGACAAUUGUGCAAGAAUUUAAAAGAACAGUGACGAAUGUUGGUGAGGGAAUGUCUAUCUACAUUGCGAAGGUCCCGACCUUGGAUGGGCUUAAGGUCAGUGUCACACCAGACAAGUUGGUUUUUAAGGAGAAGUACGAGAAGCAGAGUUAUAAGUUGAGCAUUGAAGGUCCAAAGUUGAUGAAACAAGAGCAGGUUUUUGGCUUUCUUAGCUGGGAAGAAGUUGGAGGUAAACAUGUGGUGAAAAGUCCUGUAGUGGCCACAAACAUCGACUCCGAUAUUACUGGUUAGCACAAGAAUUUUGCUUAUUUUUAACUUAUUUCUAUGGCUAUUACUUACAAGUCAUUUGACAGUUCAACUAUAUCAAAUAAAGCCUAAUUUUUAAAUAA